This is a messenger RNA of Cucurbitaria berberidis CBS 394.84, 1387 nucleotides long. Its product is annotated as PQ loop repeat protein. Lineage: Eukaryota; Fungi; Ascomycota; Dothideomycetes; Pleosporales; Cucurbitariaceae. The record is from RefSeq and is a predicted model, not a curated record. Gene Ontology annotation, cellular component: trans-Golgi network; endosome. Gene Ontology annotation, biological process: phospholipid translocation; retrograde transport, endosome to Golgi. Bases 228 to 1082 code for a protein of 284 amino acids. The transcript has 2 exons.
CGGCGUCCUUGGUGCCUCUUCCGCGGUAUUCCGUUCUUUUUGCAGAGCGCGAGAUUUAGCAGCUUCUUUGCAUUUCUUUAUAUUCGAAAUCGGUGUUGGAUUGGUCGCUCGACAAGAAAAAAAAGUGAGAUUUGGCUACUAGCACGUAGUCUGGCAGGUUCCGGACGCGUCCCACCUGGUACGAAGUGCGGCGAUCCGCACGACCACCACCACGACAGCCCGCCAAGAUGGGCUUCAUCAACGCCAUUGUAACGAACAUUGCGCCGAUAUUCAUCGCAACAAGCCCAGUAACCAGCUAUGGCGACCAAAUCUACUCGAUGCACCGCUCGCGCAGCUCAGCGGGAUUCUCCCUCGACAUCCCGCUCAUCAUGCUGGUCGCCAGCAUCCUCAAAGUCUUCUUCUGGUUCGGCACACACUUCAGCACCUCGCUGCUCAUCCAAGCCGUGCUCAUGAUCGCCGUGCACCUCUUGCUGCUCCACGUCGCCCUCACCAACCGCCCGCCGCCAUCACACCUCCCCUUCCAGCCCCACGCGUCGAACCGCCCGUAUGACUUCUGGCAGUGGCGGAAUCCACGCCCGUUUUGGACGUUUAUAACCUACUUCGCGGGUGUGCUGCUUGUGCUGCACUUCCUCGUGUCUCCUACGGCGUAUUUCAUCCCGUAUACGGAUCUUCUCGGCAUGGUUGCGCUUACCAUCGAAGCUACGCUCCCGCUCCCACAACUCCUCGCAAAUUGGCAGCGGAAAGGAUGCAAGGGCUUCCGGCCGAGUGUCAUUGUAAACUGGGUUAUUGGCGAUACCUUCAAGAUGUGGUUCUUCUUCUCGAGUCCUGUUGGCGAGGUCCCAUGGGCGUUCAAGGCGUGCGGCAUCUUCCAGGCUUGUUGCGACUUGGGGCUUGCAGCGCAGUAUUUGAUGUGGGGUGAUGGACCGAUUGGUGUCGAUGGUGCGGGGAGGGAGAAGGAGUUGCGUAGCCCCAUUGUGCAGGAGGGUGAGGGGUUUUUUAACGAGAAGAUUGGCGACACGGGGGUAGUUGGGGGUAUUGAGAUGAAUGAUGGACAUGCGUGGGAACGGCCGAGGGCUAUAUAGAAUAUCAUUAUGAGGGGACGACGGUGGGGUAUACGAAGACAUGUACAUAAGCGGCAUUUAUAACAUCGCGGCGCUGACUGACUAGCCCCGACUUGACUUGCUUUCCGCCUUUCACGCAGGUUUCCAACAUGCCCUAAUCGCUUGAUUUAGCAGCAUAUACAAUCUUGUUUUCACAUCACGAAGGCGGAAAUUCCUCGACUACCUCACCGUUCGUGCUGGAUGGGGUGGAUGAAGAGUUCAGGGAGAUCAGAAAGACUAAUUUGUCAGCUAGGCAUAAAUCGAUACAGCUUAUAAAUUCGCCAACG